Messenger RNA from Didymodactylos carnosus, 1260 nucleotides. The record is from the annotation of a GenBank genome assembly. NCBI's taxonomy places the organism in Eukaryota, Metazoa, Rotifera, Eurotatoria, Philodinida, Philodinidae.
AUGGCAUACUCGAACAUCUCAUCUUGUCUCAUGACGUUUUCAUUUUGUCUCGAACAAAGCUUAGAAAGCUAUUUUUUUACAUUCUUGUACGAGCAACCGAUAUUAGAUUCGGAUCAAUUAUUGACAAUAAAUGCCUAUUUUCAACCACUUGACAUUUCCACGAUGACAAAAGAUUUUCGACAUUCGUAUACGACUAAUCUUGAUGAAUUACAAUUUCUUCAUUCAUGGAAACAUCCUCACAUAGCCCAUAUGAAUUUCGGUGUCAGACAUUUUAAAUCAUUUUUGCCGAAAAUAAAACAAAUAAAGAUUGGUCAACCUUAUUGGCUUAUUAAAGUGAAAAGUGAUCAGCAUAGAAAUCUUCAACACUUAUCGUCUAAUAGAUAUUAUCCACCAGAAGUGGACGACGAGCAUAUUAUUAUUCAUCGAUUAUUGGAAAUGUUUCAUCAACGCCCGUUCAUACUUUCACGUUUUCCACCGCAAGGUGCGUUGGCUGUUGUUCGAGCUCGAUACGGUCCCUAUCUCGAUAUCAUAUUCAGAAUCCAUGCUGAAUAUCAAUUAAAUACUGCUCCGUAUCAUCCAUUUUGGUAUACACCAGCUCAGUUCCAAGGACGUUUGGUGAUAAAAGAGGAUGCUACUGAAAUUAUUUAUUUUCGAAUGCAUGUUCCAAGUAACAAAAAACUUAAUGUUGAUAUGGAAUGGUUGUCUGAUGGCAGUACUGGAUCUAAUAUGGAAGUUGAUAUUGGUUAUAUGCCACAAAUGGAACUUCGUUCUUCUGCUCCAUCAUUGAAAGUUUUGCAGAAUGCUGUGACAGACAAUAACAUGACAAUGGAAGCAGAUUUAAGAUUACAGUUUAUGAAACCGAUGAACGAGACACUUUAUAGUGAUUUAUUAAUAUCGUACAAGUGGGACAAUGAAAUUACUGAAGAAGAAGUACUUUCAAUUUUAGAAAAAACCUUUUAUCCAUUUAAAGAAGUAGUGGCCGAACUUUACGAGAAACUGGCUAUUCUAAACAACAAAUCGGAUGUGGAAAAUGUUCAUCGAGCACAAUGUGCUUUAGAUUCUUAUAAGUUUCCAGUUGAAUCUAUGAUACAUCGUCUCGAUGGAACAGUUAUAGCAAACAUAAAUGCAAAUGAUUUAAUGAAUUUUAGUCAAAAGUCAGUAGGCGAGUUUGAAAAGAUAGUGUUUGUAAAUGAUGGUAUGGAUUCAACGACAAAACCUUAUAUUGACUUUUUAGAACAAGCAUUAAAUACACUACAAUAA